CUCAUCAUUCAUUAAAAAAAAAAAACCCAAAUUAGUUGGCCCGUAAAUAUUUUCAAUUACAGAUUCAGACCAUAUAUAAUCUCCUUCUCCCCAUCAUUUUCAAAAACUUUAUUUCCUAAAAAAAAAUGAAAAGUGAAAAGGAAUGUACAGGUGAUAUAUGUUUGAUGCCCAUAAAGACAACCAGAAAGAAGAUAAGUGAAGCCGUGGAGAAGCCGGAUGAGCCGCUUAGUCCGGCGGCGCGUGUAUUUCAUGCGCCGCAGUUUAACUGCUGUAUAAUAUCAAUGGUUGGGUGUAAGACUGAGAUCAAUUUGGAGGUAAUCAAACAAGGAAUGUAUGUAACCAUGGUUAAGCAUCCUCGCAUCUCUAGUAAACUGGUAUUUGAUCCAAAGAACCCAAGUACACCAAUUGGAUGGAUAAGAACCAAAGUAAAUGUAGACGAUCAUCUUAUAAUUCCAAAUUUGGAUUAUUCAGAAAUAAACUCCACAGAGAAAUUUGUUGAAGACUAUGUUACAAAUCUUUCCCAAACUCCUAUGGACUUAACUAAACCAUUAUGGGAAAUCCACAUCCUUAACAUCAAAACAAAGGAUGCUAAUGCCAUUGCAAUAUUUAGAAUGCACCAUUCCAUUGGGGAUGGUGUUUCUCUUAUGUCCUUAGUCCUUGCUUGUACUCGGAAAAGCUCGGAUCCUAAUGCAUUGCCCACUCUUCCUACUGAAAAUAAGAAGAAGAAGAAGAUUAUGGAUGACACAAAUGAUUCAUUUUGGUUGUAUAGGUGCUUUUUGUGGCUUGUUUUGGUGUUUAAGGUAUUGUGGAAUACAAUGAUAGAUCUAUUGUUAUUCACUAGUACAGCAUUGUUUCUUAAGGAUUCCAACACUCCUUUAAAAGGUUCUCCUGGGACUGAAACUGCUCCAAAGAAGUUUGUUUAUAGGACUUUGAGUCUUGAUGACAUCAAGUUGGUGAAGAAUUUCAUGAAUGUGACGAUAAAUGAUGUGGUUUUGGGGAUAACUCAGGCGGGAAUGUCACGUUACCUUAACAGGAAGUAUGGUGAAUUGAAGGGAGAUGAGACGGGCCAGAAGAACAAUUUGCCUAAGCAUAUUCGCCUCAGAUCAACCCUCCUCGUGAAUAUCAGACCAACUUCCAAACUUGAGGAUUUAGCAGAACAAAUGGAAGCAAAUGAUCCAAAGAAAAAAUGGGAAUGGGGGAACUCAAUUGGUUAUAUACUUCUUCCCUUUGACAUCUCAUUACAUGAUGAUCCUUUGGAUUACAUACGUAGUGCUAAGGCUACCAUCGACAAGAAGAAACAGUCCCUUGAAUCAGUUUUGACCUAUUCAUCUGCUAAGCUUAUGCUCAAGACCUUGGGCCUUAGGAUAACUGCAGGUGUAACAUAUAGAGUUUUGUCCAAUACUACCUUAUCUUUUUCAAAUAUGGUGGGUCCAAAGGAAGAAAUAAGCUUUUAUGGUCACCCCAUGACUUUCCUUGCUCCAAGUGUUUACGGACACCCACAUGCUUUGACAGUCCAUUACCAGAGUUACAUGGAUACAAUGACCUUAGUUCUAGCGGUUGAUCAAAAUGUGAUCCCAGAUCCCCACAAGCUUUGUGAUGAUAUUCAAGAUUUACUUGGACUUGCUAAGCAAGCAGCUCAGCAGUAAAACGUCUUCAUGAUUUAGAAUACAUUUUCAUGUUACAUUACUAGAUUGAUUGAACAACAUUAAACAUAUACUUCUAUUUUAUUAGAGGAACAAAGCAUAGAUAAUCAUGAUAUUCUAUCACGUGUAAAUUGACUACUUUAAAAUGGGGGUUCAUUUUAAAGUCAUAAACUUGUUUGUAACCAGACGCGAUUCAAAAAAAAUUGUGAUGUUGAUAAUUUAAUAAAGAAAAUUACAACUAAUUUUGUACAUAGUUAACCAAAGUUUCUAGAACGUCUCAUUGAAUUAGCACGAAAGAGAAAAUUAAAUGCUUUAUUUCUAUUUUUUUUUCAAGAUUUUGGUGGAAGCUAGAAAUUUUGAUAUGAAACUCCCGUUUCAAUUAUUCAUUCCUUUGGUGGAAGAGACAGAAAAUGGCAAAGAUCAAAGGCUUGAAAUAGUUGGAUGCAAGGAGACAAAAAAUGUGCAAUCAGUAUUGUGGAAUUGGAAAAUCAUGUUGCACACAAAUUAACCCUUAAAUCAGCAACUCAGUAUUGAUCAAUUUUAGAUUCUUGACGUGAUAUCAAAGUUUGUGUGACAAGAGAUUAAGGGUUCAAAUCUUAACCACAUUUCAUUUAUAGCGGAAUAUUUAUUGA
This is a messenger RNA of Amaranthus tricolor (Joseph's coat), 2275 nucleotides long. RefSeq names its product wax ester synthase/diacylglycerol acyltransferase 5-like. Gene Ontology annotation, molecular function: diacylglycerol O-acyltransferase activity; long-chain-alcohol O-fatty-acyltransferase activity. Gene Ontology annotation, biological process: triglyceride biosynthetic process. Lineage: Eukaryota; Viridiplantae; Streptophyta; Magnoliopsida; Caryophyllales; Amaranthaceae. The transcript has 7 exons. The record is from RefSeq and is a predicted model, not a curated record. Gene Ontology annotation, cellular component: plasma membrane. The coding region runs from base 126 to 1646 and encodes 506 amino acids.